CCGGCAGCGAUUCAAAGUCCGCGCUGAAUGUUUACGGACCGAGUUGGAGUCCGCGCCCAUUCUGUCUUUUCACCCAGACUUGGCUCGUCGGGGCUCCAUUGUCACUUCCAAAACUAAAGCUGCGAGUCUGAAGUCCUCGGAGGUGUGCAGGUACGAUUUACAUUAUGACGAAACAACACGCUGUUCUUAUUCCCACUGAUUACUGCAGCAAACUGAAUAACUGCCGUAAAGCUAUUGCAACGUAACGCAAGUAUUUGUGAAACGUCGUGUAUGACGCGAUAUGGCCCGCCGUGUUGCAGUGAUUGGUGGUGGCAGUUCUGGGCUGACUUGUAUCAAGUGCUGCCUUGAUGAGGGACUAGAGCCAGUGUGCUUUGAGAGCAGUGAUGACAUCGGGGGCUUGUGGAGGUUCAAGGAGGACCCGGAGAGUGACCGGGCCAGCAUUUACCAUUCUCUCAUCAUCAACACUUCGAAAGAGAUGAUGUGUUUCAGCGACUAUCCCAUCCCUGCCCAUUUCCCCAACUACAUGCACAACUCUCUCAUCAUGGACUAUUUCCGGAUGUAUGCUGAACAUUUCCAGCUGACUCGCUAUAUUCACUUUCAGACCACUGUCUGCAGUGUGAAGCAGCGGCCCGACUUCUCUUACUCCGGACAGUGGGAUGUGGUGGUUAAGAACAAAGAAGGCCGGGAGGAGAAAUACAUCUUUGAUGCGGUUAUGAUUUGCAUUGGACACCAUGUUUACCCCAACUUACCCUUGAAAGACUUUCCAGGGAUAGAGACGUUUAAGGGGGAUUGGAUGCAUAGCCGCGACUACAAGAUACCAGAGCAGUGGCGAAACAAAAGAGUGGUUGUGAUUGGAAUUGGGAACUCUGGAGGAGAUAUCGCUGUAGAGCUGAGCAGAGCGGCCCAACAGGUGUUCCUCAGCACACGGCGUGGGGCGUGGAUCCUGAACCGUGUGGGAAAAAACGGAAUCCCUCUGGACCUGUUAUUUAACAGAGUCAUGUACCUGCUGGGUUAUGUCCUGCCAUUUGGCUUCCUCUGCAGCCUGUGGGAGUGCGCAGUCAACAAGAGGUUUAACCACACGCUGUAUUCUCUAAAGCCCAAGCACAGGCUGAUGAGCCAGCAUCCCACAGUGAGCGAUGAACUCCCCAACCGCAUCAUCUCUGGCACAGUGCUGGUGAAGCCCAACAUAUGCCGGUUCCAGGACUCUAGUGUGGUGUUUGAGGAUGGAACCGUGGAGGAUGACAUUGACCUUGUUGUCUUUGCCACUGGCUACCGCUUUGCUUUCCCCUUCCUUUCCUCCCCUGUGCUCUCAGUUUCAGAGAACCGGGCCAGCCUUUACAAGCAUGUCUUUCCUCCUGAUUUGGAGCGUCACACCCUGGCUAUCAUUGGCCUAGUGCAGCCACUGGGUGCCAUAAUGCCUAUUUCCGAGAUGCAGGCACGUUGGGCCACACGUGUCUUCAAAGGGUUGAACAAGCUUCCUUCAACAGACCGUAUGUGGAAAGAUAUCAAAUCGGUAACAGAAGAAAUGUCAAAAAGGUAUGUGCCCUCUGCCAGACAUACCAUUCAGGUAGACUUCACCCCCUACAUGGACGAACUGGCAAAUCAGUUUGGGGUGCGGCCAAACAUCCUAAAGCUGCUGCUGACAGACCCUCGCCUGGGGUUCAGCGUGCUGUUUGGACCCUGCACCCCUUAUCAGUUCCGACUGCGUGGGCCAGGAAAGUGGGCAGGUGCCCGGAAUGCCAUCCUGACGGUGUGGGACAGGGUGAGCAAACCAAUGAUGACACGAGUUGUACCAGAGCCCCGUCCUUCCAGACUACCAAAGUUGCUUGUUCUGAGUACCCUGCUUGUAGCAGCCAUUUAUGCUGGAAAAAGGCAUUCUAAACUGCUGGAAAGCCCCAUGGCUGCCCUGAACAACUGGAGGAUGUACGUCCCAGCGGCGGUCCUUCGCGUGCUCAAAAUCUGAACCUAACAAGAGUUUGAACCUUACUUCUGCAGAAACCCUUACCUGUCAGUAACCUAAUUUUGCCUGACUGCCUCAUUUAUAUACAUAUGGCAAAAUGUAUUACAGAAUUCUCAAAAGUAAAUUUGAUAAUAAAAUACAAAAAUAAUACCAGACCAAUAAAUAUGUCAUAACACCAUGUCAUAUGCUGACCACAGACAGUGGCAUUCCUGGCAGUGACAGAAUUGUAACCUUAUUGGGAAUUUCUUUUUAAGCAAACAGAUUAAUAAAAAGUGAUUUGUAAUUUUAUACAUUCUGCUGCCCCUGAAUCCUUAACCGCUGUAUGCUCAUCUAAUCUUCUAUAGCAAUCUGAAAAGUAAAUACUUAGACAAGAAUAGGGUAAUUAAAAGAAUAAUAAUUGCUUUACUUAUUAAUUGCAAAAGCGUUGUAAUUUUUUGCAGUUUAAUAAUUAACAAUAAAAAAAUCACUGAAAGCAAACAGAUAAAAUGUGGACAUGCUCUUGCUGGUUAGACUGGGGAUAAUUGGUGUUUUAAUGUUCUUAUAAAAAGUUUUUAGAUUCUUGUGAAAUGCUGUCAAUUUAUUUGAAAUGGAG
This is a messenger RNA of Scleropages formosus (Asian bonytongue), 2552 nucleotides long. RefSeq names its product dimethylaniline monooxygenase [N-oxide-forming] 5-like. The coding region runs from base 281 to 1963 and encodes 560 amino acids. Lineage: Eukaryota; Metazoa; Chordata; Actinopteri; Osteoglossiformes; Osteoglossidae. Gene Ontology annotation, molecular function: flavin adenine dinucleotide binding; N,N-dimethylaniline monooxygenase activity; NADP binding. The transcript has 9 exons. The record is from RefSeq and is a predicted model, not a curated record.